AUAAACUGGAUGCCUGCCGUGGAUAGGAAGUGCUGGGGAACACAGUCACUACAGAUGGAGUCACUGUGCGAGUCAAAGGCAGAAAGAAGUCAAACUGGGCACCAGAGCAGGCUCCCUGCGGCUGGAAUCCGCGUCCAAGCAUCCAGCUCUUUAUGAAGACCAUCCGCCGUGGGGAACCUGGGAAAUUCAAGGAUCAGAUAAACUAGACUCCGCUGGUAUGGACUGUGACACCCAGAAGUUCGCUCUGCGCAAGCGCGCCACCACGUCCCCUCCCUCUACCUGAGAGGAGCUCACCUGGAUCCAGCGAGACGGAAGUUUUGUGGAGGAACAGCUCAGAAAAUCUUUUUGUCUCCGCGAAAAGUUUCUUUGGAGUUCAAGCAGCACACACUGGAUCUCCAGUCGAAGCAGGAUGCCAUUGGGUGACAUUUUAAAGAACAAUUUUAAGGACUUUUCUUACCUGAGUCUGCUCAGCGACCUGUGCUGAAUUUCAGUCCAAAGCCAGCUUGCUCUCCAUUUAAGAAGAAUGACAGCUCUCCGCAGAGUGCUCCGAAGGCGAUUGCACCCAGUCAAACUGGUGAUAGUGGCCCUUGUUUUUGUCACAUUUGUGUUCUUCAUACAAUGGGAAGUUGGGAGCCAAAGCCAACAGGAGGACCCCUGGCUGAAAGAGAUGGCAGUGAAGGGGGAUGCCAUGCUGGGCAUGGUGAUGGGAGCUGUCAAUAACUUCAGGGACGUGAUUCCAAAGAUGCAGAUCAGGGCCCCUGUACGUCAGCUGGACAAGGCGGGCAGCGCGUCCUGUCUGCCGGGUCACUACACUGCCGCUGAGCUCAGGCCAGCUCUGGAGAGGCCACCUCAGAACCCUAUUGCUCCUGGAGCAGCUGGUAAACCUUUUAACACAGACUCACUGAGCCCUGAGGAGCAGAAGGAGAAGGAUAGGGGUGAAGAGAAACACUGCUUCAACCUGUAUGCCAGUGACCGCAUCUCCCUGAGCAGAGACCUGGGUGCAGACACAAGACCGCCAGAAUGUAUUGAGCAAACCUUCAAGCGGUGCCCCUCCUUGCCGACCACCAGCGUGAUAAUUGUGUUUCACAAUGAGGCUUGGAGCACCCUGCUAAGGACGGUAUACAGUGUCCUCCACACCUCCCCUGCCAUUCUCCUCAAGGAGAUCAUCCUGGUGGACGACGCCAGCGUGGACGAUGCGUUGAAGGACAGGCUGGAUGAGUAUUUAAAGCAGCUGAACAUUGUUCGAGUUGUCCGCCAGCGGGAAAGGAAAGGACUCAUCACUGCUCGCCUGCUGGGUGCCUCCGUCGCCACCGGUGACACUCUCACCUUUCUGGAUGCCCACUGUGAAUGCUUUAAUGGAUGGCUGGAGCCCCUGCUGGCCAGGAUAGCAGAGAAUAACACUGUAGUUGUGAGCCCUGAUAUAACUACCAUUGAUCUCAAUACUUUUGAGUUCAUGAAACCGUCCCCGUAUGGCCAGAACCACAACCGGGGGAACUUUGACUGGAGCCUUUCCUUCGGCUGGGAGAGUCUACCGGAUUAUGAGAAACAGAGGAGGAAGGAUGAAACAUACCCUAUCAAGACUCCCACAUUUGCUGGUGGGCUCUUCUCCAUCUCAAAAGAAUACUUCUACCGUGUUGGAAGCUAUGAUGAAGAAAUGGAAAUCUGGGGUGGGGAGAAUAUUGAAAUGUCCUUUAGGGUGUGGCAGUGUGGCGGACAGCUGGAGAUCAUCCCUUGCUCCAUUGUUGGUCAUGUUUUCCGCACCAAGAGCCCCCACACCUUUCCCAAGGGAACACAAGUGAUUGCUCGUAACCAGGUUCGACUGGCGGAGGUCUGGAUGGACGACUACAAGGAGAUCUUUUACCGCCGUAACCAGCAGGCUGCGCAGAUGGCAAAAGAUAGGGCCUUUGGAGACACCUCAAAACGCGUGGACCUCCGUGCGCGGCUUCAGUGCAAGAGCUUCUCGUGGUAUUUGAAGAACGUUUAUCCAGAAGCCUUCAUCCCUGAUCUCAACCCACUCCACUUUGGCUCAGUGAAAAAUGUCGGCAAAGACUCAUGUCUGGAUGUUGGAGAGAACAAUGAGGGUGGGAAACAGCUGAUCAUGUACCCUUGUCAUGGACUAGGAGGAAACCAGUAUUUUGAGUACUCCACACAUCACGAGAUUAGACACAACAUUCAGAAGGAGCUGUGUUUGCACGGGGCAGAGGGGACUGUGAAGCUGGAGGACUGCCAGUAUAAAGGCGGGAACACGUUUGUGGGAGUGGAGCAAAAAUGGGAACUGAAAGAUAGCCAGUUUUUCUACAUGCCAGGAUUGAACUUGUGUCUGAGUGCCCGUCAUGAGCAUCCCUCUCUGACCCUCUGCAACCCCUUGGACAGAUACCAGCUCUGGUCCUUCGUCUGAGAGUGCAAACUACCACUUUACAAAAUAGCCACUAUGUAUGCAACGGCAUACUAGAACAUGAGUAUACUACACUGCGUGCAGUUAACAUGCAGUGUUUUUUUAGAUUACUGACAUUGAGUUUUAAUUUAUUUUUAUACAUAGAAGAACUGAACUGCUGCUGCUGCUGCCGGGAAGUUUGGACUUUGGUAGAAACCAGUGUGCCACUGCUGGAGGGAAGCAUUGAAACAAUGCUCCCAAUCAGACUGUGAACUGAGAUUCUUGGAACAGUGACGAUGCACUGUGCCGACAAGUGCCUCUUCUGUGCUUGUAUUCACUACUCCAAGUCAUUACAACCAACACAUGCAGUGUUAGGUUUAUAAAGCGAAAACACUGAGCAUUUUCCAGUCAGACACAUGGAUCAAAAAAUAAAUGACAGUAGGGGAUUAAUAUUAUAAAUAAGGGGUUCAAGCUGGACACACAGAAAUCCCAAAUGUUAUGCACCAAAGAGAAGUGAAAACUUGAAACACACAAACACGAUGUGCAUUGUCCCCCUUUUUAAAAGAACUUUUUUCUACUGAUGCAAAACCGUCCAGUGCCUUAGAUGUAAUUUUAUACUGGGUGGGUGGAGUGGUGGAGGGAUGGGUGGUGGUGUGGUGGGGUUGUUACAGUUUUCUGUGGAUGCAGAUAAUGGCUUCUGAUCAAAGGGCUCCUCAGAUCAGGAUUAGAAUCAAUACACUUUAAUUCAGUUGUUUCCUGAGAUACUUUUUUUUUUUUUAAGAUAAAAAAAAAAUGUUGCAAAACAAAUAUUUUAUAAUUUCUAUCUGCUCAGUUUAUUAGGUCCACCUAGUUAACGCAAAUACAGUUCAAUGCGACAACCCUGCAAUAAAUCCUUGCCUCACUAAGGUUGUAUAUGUUACAUCAUACUGAAGUGUUUCUUAUGUAAGGUCAAACCCAUUUCUAUCAGUGAGGCUAGUGUAAAUAAUAGAGACACCUCUCAGUACAGUGCAUUACAACAAAAUGAUAAUAAAGUUGAAUUAAAGCCUCUUAAACAGUUUCAAACACAAACUGAACAUUAUAACCUUCAUGUUGGCAGGAUUUACUGCAGAGCUGCUGUAUUAGACUGCAUUAGUUUUAGCAAGGUGUACCUAAUAAACUGACUACUGAGUGCAGAGGUAUCAAGAAUGAAGAAUGAUUAUUUGAAUGCCAUUGUAAAUGAGUGAGCUGGCCCUAAACAUGAAUUAUAUACAGUUAGUUUGCCCCCCAGGUGUUCAUUUCAAGUGCUCCCAACAAAAGUUCUAUUUAUUUUUUUAUUUAUGAUUGAAAUGCAUUUUUAUCUGGACUAUAGUCAAUGCUUUAUUCCCAAAAUACAUGUCAAAUGCCACGACUUAUUUUUGAGAUUAAUCAUACUUUUGUAAAUUUCAGCAAUGUUUACCUUUUUUUAUUUCAAAUUCAACGCUUGGGUGUUCAUCAAAGGGACAUGUGAAAUGAAUGCACCGAAGGGAUUCUGUUCACCCUCUACAUUGAAACUGGAGUCCACUCAUGAAUGUCUGGUGCAGGCACUAGUGUUAAGAUGGAAUAUUGUAAAUAAUUUUGAGUUUGAGACCAGGGUGAGGAACAGAGUCUCAGAUGGAAAUUGCCUAGUGUUGUCUUGGUAUUAGGAGGUCUUAUUUUUAGGUCAAUAAAUUCAGUUGGUUAGUACUGAGA
Molecule: messenger RNA, 4081 nt
Organism: Epinephelus lanceolatus (giant grouper)
Lineage: Eukaryota; Metazoa; Chordata; Actinopteri; Perciformes; Serranidae
Gene: galnt3
Product: UDP-N-acetyl-alpha-D-galactosamine:polypeptide N-acetylgalactosaminyltransferase 3 (GalNAc-T3)
Biological process (GO): protein O-linked glycosylation
Cellular component (GO): Golgi apparatus
Molecular function (GO): polypeptide N-acetylgalactosaminyltransferase activity
Source: RefSeq, a predicted model, not a curated record